This is a messenger RNA of Pantherophis guttatus, 4627 nucleotides long. The record is from RefSeq and is a predicted model, not a curated record. Lineage: Eukaryota; Metazoa; Chordata; Lepidosauria; Squamata; Colubridae.
CGAACGGCGGCGUUCCCGGCGGCGGCGGCGGGGCGAUGUUGACCUCGCGCUCCUUCCUGAAGCGCACGCGCGGCGGCGCCGUCCUCAAGGUGGUCCGCGAGCACUACCUGCGCGACGACGUGGCCUGCGGGGUGCCGGGCUGCCCGCUCUGCGGCGGGGAGGCCCCCCAGCGCGGCCUCGAGGCCGCCCCCGGUUCUCCCGCCAGCCCUCUCGUCCCGCGGCCCCACUACCUGCUCUUGGACACCAACGUGGUGCUACACCAGGUGCGCCCGGAGUGGAGUCUCCCUCGGAGGGCUUCUCCGCGUGGCCUCCUUUCCCAGAUCGACGUGCUGGAAGAUGCGGCCAUUGGGAACGCCAUCGUCCCGCAGACAGUCCUGCAGGAGGUGCGGAAGCGCAGCGCAGCCGUCUACGGGCGCAUCAAGGACGCCAUUGCUGCCCCCGAGAAGCACUUCUACGCCUUCACCAAUGAGCAUCACAAAGAGACCUACAUAGAACAAGAACGAGGAGAAAAUGCAAACGACCGCAAUGACCGAGCCAUUCGGUUGGUAGCCAAGUGGUAUCAGGAGCACUUGAGAAAAUCGCAAGGGGAAGAAAGCAUCCUGGUCAUCUUGCUCACAAAUGACCGCAAAAAUAAAGAGAAAGCUGUAGAAGAGGGAAUAACCACAUUUACCUGUGAAGAGUACGUAAAGAGCCUAAUCGGUCAUCCCGAGCUUAUGGAUCGGCUUGCUUGCUUGAAUGAUGAAGAGAAUGAAAUUGAAAGCAGCAAGAUCAUUUUCCUGGAACAUCUCCCGCUCAGCAAACUGCAGCAGGGCAUUAAGUCCGGCCUUUACCUUCAGGGCACCUUCAGAGCUAGCAGAGACAAUUACUUGGAAGCCACAGUUUGGAUUCACGGCAAUGACCAAGAAAAAGAGGUAAUAAUACAAGGGCUUAAACACUUAAAUCGUGCUGUGCAUGAGGAUAUCGUAGCCGUGGAACUGCUGUCCAAGGAUGCUUGGGCUGCUCCAUCUUCUGUGAUUCUGCUUGAUGAUGAGACCAAGAAUGAGGAAGAAGAUAUUGAAAAAGAAGAGGAAGAUCAAAACAAGCUGAAGACUUCAGUGAACACGGCAAUGCUACGACCAACAGGCAAAGUUGUGGGGAUUAUCAAAAGAAACUGGAGGCCAUAUUGUGGCAUGCUGUCUAAAUCACACAUUAAAGAGGCCAGGCGGCAUUUAUUCACGCCAGCUGACCGAAGAAUUCCUCGAAUUCGGAUAGAAACCAGGCAGGCUUCUAUCCUCGAAGGGCAAAGAAUCAUUGUGGCUAUUGACGGAUGGCCUAAAACAUCCCGGUAUCCCAAUGGACAUUUUGUAAAGAAUUUGGGAGCAGCUGGCGAUAAGGAGACGGAGACCGAAGUCUUGCUACUUGAACAUGACGUUCCUCAUCAGCCCUUUUCUCAAGCGGUUCUUAGUUUCCUGCCCCAGAUGCCCUGGAGCAUCAGUGACGAGGAUAUGAAGCAGAGAGAGGACUUGAGGCAACUGUGUGUGUGCAGCGUGGAUCCUCCUGGGUGUACCGAUAUCGAUGAUGCGUUGCACUGCAGGGAACUGGAAAAUGGAAACUUGGAGGUUGGGGUGCACAUUGCAGACGUCAGCCACUUCAUCCGACCAGGAAAUGCUCUAGACGAAGAAUCAGCCAAAAGGGGCACCACAGUGUAUCUGUGUGAAAAGAGAAUUGAUAUGGUUCCCGACCUGCUGAGUUCCAAUUUAUGUUCGCUGAGAUCCAAUGUGGACAGGUUUGCCUUUUCGUGUAUUUGGGAAAUGAAUCAGAAUGCUGAAAUCCUGGCGACUAGAUUUACAAAAAGUGUCAUUAAUUCCAAGGCUUCGCUUACCUAUGCGGAGGCCCAGAUGAAAAUAGACUCUGCCACGUUGAAGGAUGACAUUACCAUGAGCCUCCGUGGGCUGAACAGGUUGGCUAAAAUCCUUAAGAAACGUCGGCGAGAAAAAGGGGCUUUAACUCUUUCUUCACCCGAGGUUCGAUUCCACAUCGAUAGCGAAACCCACGAUCCAAUUGAUUUGCAGACGAAGGAACUCAAAGAGACCAACUCCAUGGUGGAAGAGUUUAUGCUGCUGGCUAACAUCUCCGUUGCCCAAAAGAUCAACCAGGAAUUUUCAGAGCACGCCUUGCUGAGGAAGCAUCCGGCUCCCCCACCCUCCAAUUACGACAUCCUGGUGAAGGCUGCAAAGUCUAAGGGUUUGGAAAUCAAGACCGAUUGUGCAAAAUCCCUGGCCGACUCCCUUGACAAAGCCGAGUCUCCUUCUUUCCCCUACCUGAAUACCCUCUUACGCAUCUUAGCCACCCGCUGCAUGAUGCAAGCCGUGUACUUUUGCUCCGGCAUGGACAGUGACUUUCACCAUUAUGGUUUAGCGUCGCCCAUAUAUACGCACUUCACCUCUCCAAUCAGAAGAUACGCUGAUAUUAUAGUACAUCGACUCCUGGCGGUCGCUAUCGGGGUGGACAGUACUUACCCUGACCUCACCGACAAACAUAAAUUGGCAGAUUUGUGCAAAAAUCUCAAUUUUCGGCACAAAAUGGCUCAGUACGCUCAGAGGGCUUCCAUUGCUUUCCACACCCAGUUGUUUUUCAAAAACAAGGGUGAGGUCAGUGAAGAGGCCUACAUCCUGUUUGUCAGGAAGAAUGCCAUUGUGGUUCUAAUUCCCAAAUACGGUUUAGAAGGCACGGUUUUCUUUGAAGAAAAGGCCAAGACAAAUGAAAGACUUGUCUUCAACGAUGAGAUUCCUUCUCUCACGGUGGAAGGCACAACUUUCUGCACCUUUGACAAGGUUAAAGUCAGAAUCGUGCUGGAUUCUUCCAACGUUCAGCAUCAGAAAAUCCGGAUGACGCUGGUGGAGCCCAAGAUAUUAGGCUAUUCCAGCGAUGCUACACAAUCAAGUGGUAAUGAAGAACCAGAAAUGAAAAAGAAGAAAGUGAAAAAGUAACUUCAUUUUAGAAAUGAAUGAAUGUUAUUUGGUUUGGAGAUAAAUUAUAUUUGGGGGGGAGGGAAAGGAUCUUUUUUAUACUUGUAGAAAAGACUUUUAAAGAAAUUUAACAUUUGUCCAGUUUUAAAACCAUCCCUGAUAAAUAAUACAAUUGUGUACUCCUGUUCAUAUGGCUUAUUAAAAGAAUCUAACCAAAACUGAACUUCUGGAUCUUUCUCCAGAAGCAGGAAACAACACGAUAUUUUAAAAUUUCCGUGAUAAAAGAAAGUAAAUACAGAGGUUUUGUCAAUUUAGGACUGCAUUCCAGCCUUUUCAUUUGGAUGCACCUUUUAAUUCGUCAGCAAAACAAAGCUAGUUUCUAAAAUCUUUUAAACUAUUUUUCAGUCCCUUGGUCUAUCUUUGUAAAAAAAAAAAAUAAUACUUAUCACAGAUCAAAAGCAGAGAGCUGCCAGGAAAUACCCAUGUUAAUGUUCAGUUUCCAGGCUCCAAUGAGGGUCUUUCCCCACCCCCACCCCAUGGUAUGGAGAUACUUGAUAACGAUUGAAGUAUUUGUGAUAUGAUGCUACUGCCAGAUAAAGCUAUUUUAAGAAGAGCACCUGCUUCCAUUUUCUAGAAGAAAACAAGCGGAGCAGGAGGAAAUGAAUUAGAAGGGAGCAUAAUCCCCAAAGGAUUGACAGUUAAAGUUGUAAGCUUCCGAUUCACAAUUUGCGCUUCAAGUUUUCUAAUCUGCAUCUCUCUUGUUACAGAUAAAAUUACCAAUCCCCAGUUACUUAAUUAACUUACUUAAUGAGCGCUGUAAAGAAAAUCCAGUUCCCAGCUAAUUAGGUGGGAUGGAUUAAACAGCCAAGGAAGAAAAGUUAAAGUGAAGUUAAAUGGGGAAAGUGCCUUCUCUAUUACUGAGAGUCCCAGCAACCUGGCCAUGCUGAGCUUUUCCAUAGCAAGGCUGAAAUAUAGCAAAAGAUAACUUGUCUAUGUAGAUUCUCAAUCAUCCAGGUCAUGGUUGUCCCAAAGAUGCUUUUUCCAAAAGCAUCUUGGUUUUUCUUUGAAGAUGUUUCGCUUCUCAACUCAAUUGAAGAAGCUUCUUGGAUGAGAAGCGAAACGUCUUCAGAGAACAACCAUACAGUUCAGUUGCCAUUUGACCUUUGCACCUUUGGGACAGCAAAAUAUAACGUUACAGCAAUUUUUUAAACACAAGACAUUGAGAUUUAGGAUUUUGUACAUGCGUUCAGUAGUUCCUGUAAAGGUUAAAAAAAUAUAUGAAGUUGAGCCAUUCUCUGGCUUUUAUCUUGGCAUUAGCCAACCUAAGAUGGCCAUUUUAAUAGGAAAGGAGAGGUGGUGUUUCCUUACUGUGCAGAACUACAGUACUUGUUAAAAAACAAACAAACAAAAAAAAAAAGGACAAAAGCACUCUAAGCUACUAACAUGGGCUUUUCAGAGUAUAACAAAUUAGGCUGGGAAACCAUGGUUAUCUUAAACGUAUAGUUUUUUUUUAAUGAUGAAACAUAAUUCCAGUCCAGUAUUUAAAACAAAACAAAACAAAACAGAAGUUUUGUAGAACAUUGACUUUUUUGUGCAAAAUGUAUUUCUAGCCUCCUGUUGAAACCAACGUCGUUCUUGUUUUGCAUUGGUAAUAAAACUUUGAUAAACGGGGGGAAAAA